AUGGUUUUCCGUGCUCAUAGGGGGCUCAUCCUUCUAAUCUGCAUUGGGUUCUUAGCUAUUCAACCAGACAAAAUUUCUGGCUUGAGAAGCAUAGACCUUGCCCUCAAACAAGGCCAUGAAGAUUGUGGGAUAAUGGCAAGGAACCCACGCGGUCUUGAGUCUCUGGCCAUGGAGGAAAGAAACACAGAGAAGAUGUCAGCACAUGCAAACAAGAAGUUCGAUGCAAAUGAAUCGAGCAAAAGGAGAGUGCAAAGAGGAUCAGAUCCUAUCCACAAUAGGUCUUGA
Carya illinoinensis is the source of this 285-nucleotide messenger RNA. Its product is annotated as CLAVATA3/ESR (CLE)-related protein 45. The record is from RefSeq and is a predicted model, not a curated record. The transcript has a single exon. The coding region runs from base 1 to 285 and encodes 94 amino acids. NCBI's taxonomy places the organism in Eukaryota, Viridiplantae, Streptophyta, Magnoliopsida, Fagales, Juglandaceae.